This is a messenger RNA of Antechinus flavipes (yellow-footed antechinus), 1361 nucleotides long. RefSeq names its product C-X-C motif chemokine 10-like. The coding region runs from base 102 to 419 and encodes 105 amino acids. The record is from RefSeq and is a predicted model, not a curated record. Gene Ontology annotation, molecular function: CXCR chemokine receptor binding; chemokine activity. Lineage: Eukaryota; Metazoa; Chordata; Mammalia; Dasyuromorphia; Dasyuridae. Gene Ontology annotation, biological process: neutrophil chemotaxis; chemokine-mediated signaling pathway; inflammatory response. Gene Ontology annotation, cellular component: extracellular region. The transcript has 4 exons.
GAAGCGCCUAUAAAUACUGAUUCCUAUGCACAUGGCCUCUCAGAAAUUCUUCAGCUCUCAGAGCACACUAAGAUUAAAAAGGAACAUCCAACCUCAUCACCAUGAACCAAAAUGCUAUUCUUUGUAUAACUCUCCUCUUUUGCUGGCUGUUACUUAUUCCUCCUAAGACUCAAGGAUCCCCACUAACAAGAAAUAUACGUUGUCGGUGCAUCAAGUCUCAUGGUGUUAUCCCCAAUGUGAAAUCCUUACAAAAACUUGAAAUAAUUCCUGCAAGUUCUUCAUGUCCACAUACUGAGAUCAUUGCCACAAUGAAGAGAACCCAGGAACAAAGAUGUCUGAACCCUGACUCCAAGAAAAUAAAGGAUUUAAUCAAAUUUAUUAACAAGAAAAAGUCUAGAGACGCUUCUAAUCAGAAGUAAAGAUUGCCAAGCAACUCAUGAAAUGAUGGACUAGAAUGUGACCGAAUAUGGCUCUUCUCCUUCAUGACAAUAACUCUUGUUACCAUAUAAAUUAAAAUUCAGCAUUUACAUAUGUUUUAAAGUUUACAAAAUACUUUACAUGUUAUAUCAUUUGAUCCUCACAAUAACCCUGUGAGGUAGGUGCUAUUAUUAUUAUACAAAAGAAGCUAUUUAGGUUGAGAUUAAGGGACUUGCUCAGUGUCAUAUUGCUAGUGAACAAUUGAGACAGGAUUUGAAUUUGGAUCUUUCUCUCUCCAAUGGAUAUUUUAAAAAUAAAUGUUUUUGUCCAGUAUGAAAAUAAAUGGUUCAUUAUAUAGUGGAAAGUAUGCUAGACUUCAGAAUCAAAGAAAAUACUCUGUCCUGUAUGACCUGUAUAACCUUGAGAAGUGACUCUGGAACUCUCUAGAACUCUGUUUCCUCAUUUGCAAAAUGAUGAACUUAAAAACCUCUGAAUGCCUUACCAUACUAGAUCUCUGCUCUGAGCAUUCAGUUAACAGUUCUUUUCUAGCAUGAUCCCCAAAUCUCUGAGGUUAUUAUCAGUCCCUGUUCAAGACUAGCCUGUCCCUCCUCCAAUGUUCCUUUGUUGUUAAGCUGUUAUAAUAACUGGAUGACAGGAUUUCAUGAGGGGAUGAGCAAGACAUGCUAUAUGCUGCUUCUAUAUAGAUUAAAAUCCUGUUUAGUUACUAUAUACUUCUACUUUUUUUCUGAUACAGUUCCCCAUUUUGUUGUUUUUUGAACUUACACAUCAAAUAAAUGAGCAUAUAUGAUAGAACAGAAAGAAAGGAUUAUACAUUAAUCUUCAAGUAUCUGUUAUCUACUGUAUGCUUUUCUUAAAUAUAUAAUAAAUUGUUGAGUUCUAAAAUAUACUAAAUUGUUGAUAUAAUAAAAUAUAAUAAUUGUUAA